AGAAGGGAAAAUCUCUUAAUCUCUUCUUUUGUUCUUUGAAAUUAAUUUUGAAGCUCAGCUCGAUCCAGUAUUGCAAAAGAUGGAAACGGAUCAAACUCAGCAAGUAACUUCAGCCUUAGAGUUCAUCAAGCAACAUUUGCUUGGCGAUCUUCUUUCACCUGUUGCUACCUCCUCCGCUUCUUUUUAUCAAUUUUCUACAAAUUCUGAAACCUCUACUUCCCUACAGUGUGAGACUACUAGCUGCUCAAGUUCUGACUUUUCCACGGCACUCCCUGAUUUUUCCGGUUCUCUAGAUCUUCUCGAGUUCACUUCCGUUUUGAGUCCCGCUCAAGAGAACAACACCAAUAUCUUCGAAUUUGAACCUAAACCUGAAAUCAUUGAUCUCUUUACGCCAACGCCACUCAACUCAACCUCCCACAUCAAUUUCCAAUCAAGCAGCAGCAGCAGCGGCAGCAGCGGCGGCAGUAACUUCUUCGAGUUUGAAUCCAAACCUCAAAUUCAUCAGAAUUUCAAAUUUGAGUCGAAACCACAAAUCGUUUCUCAGCGAGGCAACAGCUUCUUCUAUGAAGAACCAAAGCCUCAGGUUCAAACAGCUCGGAAACGCUCUUUGAAAAUAUCGCUGCCUAGCAAAAAACCCGAAUGGAUCCAGUUUUCUUCUAACCCAAACCCGCAAACGGUGGAGGAUAAUUCUGGUGUUGCUGCUCAAGAAGUAAGGCAUUACAGAGGAGUCCGACGCAGGCCAUGGGGCAAGUACGCAGCGGAGAUCCGGGACCCGAACCGGAGAGGUUCACGUGUGUGGCUAGGAACCUUCGAUACAGACCUUGAAGCCGCUAAAGCCUAUGAUCGAGCUGCCUUCAAGCUGCGUGGGUCGAAAGCGAUUCUCAAUUUCCCAUUAGAAGCCGGGAGGUGCGAGGAGGAAAGUGAAAGGAAAAGAAGUAGAGAGGGUGGCGUGGAAGAGAGAGAGGUUGUGAAGAGGGUAAUGACGGUGGUUAAGAGGGAGGAACCUGAAACUGAGGGGGAUAUCCCGUUGACGCCGUCAAGUUGGACGGCUGUUUGGGAUGGUGGUGAUACGAAGGAUGUCUUCAAUGUGCCCCCGUUGUCUCCGUUAUCUCCUCACCCGCCAUUGGGAUUCCCACAGCUAAUGGUUAUUUGAUUAGAAUUGAAGAGCCGUUUCUCUU
Molecule: messenger RNA, 1178 nt
Organism: Populus euphratica (Euphrates poplar)
Lineage: Eukaryota; Viridiplantae; Streptophyta; Magnoliopsida; Malpighiales; Salicaceae
Product: ethylene-responsive transcription factor 5-like
Exons: 1
Coding region: 80-1153 (357 amino acids)
Biological process (GO): regulation of DNA-templated transcription; ethylene-activated signaling pathway
Molecular function (GO): DNA binding; DNA-binding transcription factor activity
Source: RefSeq, a predicted model, not a curated record